Messenger RNA from Drosophila nasuta, 2227 nucleotides. Its product is annotated as kanadaptin. The record is from RefSeq and is a predicted model, not a curated record. NCBI's taxonomy places the organism in Eukaryota, Metazoa, Arthropoda, Insecta, Diptera, Drosophilidae. Gene Ontology annotation, molecular function: protein binding.
GUGAAUAGUAUCACCUCUAGUAUCAAUGCGAAAUGGAUGAUUUCAAAGUGCCGGUUUUGCCGUCUGCGGCCAAAAGCGAGUCUGUUGCAGAUGAAAAACCCACCGAGGAAACACCAGUUCCAUCGAAAACUUCACAGCCAACUAAUUCCUGUCCAUACAAAGUUCCAAAGUGGUCACAGCCGCCAGCUGCAAAUGAAAACUACAAAUUCGAGGUGCUCAAGUCAGGACAGAUUAUCGAUGAAGUCAAAGAGUUGCAGCAACAGGCUGUCUGGACAUUUGGUCGCCUGCCCGAGAACGAUGUGUUCAUGGCGCAUCCCACCAUAUCCCGCUUUCAUGCCGUGCUCCAGUACAAGCCAAAGGCGUCCAGUCAAGUGCCUAGUGAUGAGGAAGAGGAAGAAAGCUCGGAGAACACAGCAAAGCCGGAACAGCCUGAAGGUUGGUACAUCUACGAUCUGGGCAGCACACAUGGCACCUUCUUGAACAAACAGCGUAUCCCACCGCGAGUCUUUAUACGCAUACGUGUUGGUCACAUGCUCAAACUGGGAAAUAGCACACGGGUUUACAUCUUGCAAGGUCCCAGCGAAGAUGAGGAACCCGAGUCGGAGCUGACGGUAACAGAGCUACGCGAACAACGCGACCAGCAAGUGGCGGCAGCUGCAGCUGAGAAGGUGCGGAAGGCACAGGAGGCUGCAGAGCGAGAACGCAAUGAAGGCGUCAGUUGGGGUAUGGGUGAAGAUGCUGACGAGGAGACUGAUCUGGCGCAUAAUCCCUAUGCCAGCACCAAUAACGAGGAUCUGUUCUUUGAUGAUCCCAAGAAAACGUUGCGUGGCUUCUUCGAGCGCGAAGGUCUCAAUCUAGAGUACAAGUGCGAUGAGUUGUCGCAGGCUUCCUUUGUUUGCCGUGUCGAGCUUCCCAUUGAUGACUCCAAUGGCCGGCCAAUCAUAGUUGAAGUUACACACAAAGGCCGAAAAAAGGAUUGUGUGGUGCAGUGUGCCUUGGAGGCGUGUCGCACCCUCGAUCGGCAUGGUGUCCUCCGACAAGCGAAUCAAGAGUCUCAGAAGCGGAAGGUUCAGAAAACUGGUGACUCCGAUGAUGAAGAUGAGUUCUGGGAUCGAACUGGCGAUGUGGCGAGGAAGAAGCAACGAAAAGCGAAUGCAGGCGCCAGUGUAACGCUGACUUACGACGAUUUGCUAAAGCAGGAAUCUGAACUUAAUGAGGAGCUGCAGAAAGUCGAGCAGGAGAUUACGGCUUAUCAACAGAAUGAAAGGCGUUUAAAGGAACUGGCUGCGAAACAACAAAGCGCUGAGGAUGACUUGGACAAUUUUAUGGAUUCACUGAGCGAAAAUGUGACGGCAGUGGAUAAAACUGAGAUUAAAAAAGCUGCGUUAUUAUCUAUUUUCCAGCUGGAGGAGCAGCGCAUAAGAAGUGAAAAACAAAAGCUGCAACGGCUAAUUAAAAUUGCUAAACCAACAGCUCUGCCUUUCCUGGCAACCACAAGCAGCUCUUUAGCCGACAAUAAGGAACAGGAAAGCAAUGCGACCAAGAAGCAGCUGCCCAUGAUAGGCAAACGGAAUCAAUUCAGUAAAUUUAAAGUGGUCAAAGCGGCGCCUAGUACUCGACCCAAAGUACACUCGAAUGUGUUUGAGUCUGAUGGCGAAGAAGUCGAGGAAGAAGAGGAGGCGGAGAAAGAUAUAAAAAAGGAUGCAGUGGCAAAGCAAUCGUCUAGUGAAGAUGCAAAGGAAAUACCCUCGCCAGUCGCAACGGAAGUAAAAUCGAACAAUUCAAUAGCAAAGGAAGAGGAGGUGGUAAACAAAUGUAAUGAAAUGAUAACGGAAGCACUCACUGCACCAAUCGAGACGCCAGCAGACAUAGUAGACACAGACACAAAGUCGCAAACUGAGACAGAGGCAGUCGGUGAAAGGAGCACAGAGGAACAAAGCAGUGAAGAGGUCGCUCACAGGAAGCAGCGACGACGUGCUCGACAACGCAACAAGCAGCGUCAAGAUGUGGACAUGGAUCUGAACGAGCUGGCCGAGCAUGAGGAUGAUGAAAAGUACGCCAAGUGGGUGCCACCUACGAAUCAAAGUGGCGAUGGCAUUACGCACCUGAACGAUAAGUUUGGCUACUGAGCCAAUCGGUUGUUAAAUUUAAGCAGUUGAUAAGGCAACUUUUAUUUGUAAAGACUUUAUUCCGCUGUUAAUAUUUAAUUUCAUCGAUAAGUUGCUAU